This is a messenger RNA of Aspergillus tanneri, 1353 nucleotides long. RefSeq lists its product as uncharacterized. NCBI's taxonomy places the organism in Eukaryota, Fungi, Ascomycota, Eurotiomycetes, Eurotiales, Aspergillaceae. The coding region runs from base 1 to 1353 and encodes 450 amino acids. The transcript has 3 exons. The record is from RefSeq and is a predicted model, not a curated record.
AUGAGUGCUGAUCGUGAAUUAGAGCAGUCCUCGCACUGCAAAUUUGAAGUCUCUGAGCUGAACUUCACGGCUUGUUGGCAUGGUAUCCAACUUCGGAAAUUUGACACCCAUGGCGUGGAUGAUCAUCGUGAGAUGUCCCGAGGAUAUCGAGCGGUUCUUGACCGAAAGGAGACUCUAGCACGACAUCUGGGUCUUCCGUUGGUGAGUGACUCGUUUGAAGAAGCGUUUAGCAAGGCAUUUAGCACUCGGAUUCCAUCUCUAGUCCCACCGACACAGCAAGAACCCGGGGACUCGCCACCGAGCUGGAUUGACGUUCUUCAAGAGGUCGACCCCGUCCAGCUAGGGCAAAGGCCAAACGGUAGCCACCACCGCUGCCAUUCUGGCCUACUUCAGAAGCUAAUCGACCGUUGGCCGCACCCGAGAGAUGUACAGGCAGAAGUGGAGAUACUCGGGUUCACGAUCAGACGUCUAUCUGCCUGGAAACAAAGUGUCUUGCAGGCCCUCGAAGAAGAUAAUGCCCUACUAGAGGACCUACAGACGCGAUUAAACGGGCUUCGCAACUAUACUAUGCAGCAUUUCCUGUCCGAGUCUACCCAAACCUGCGAGGGAGCCGCAACCACUCGGACAGUUGUGCCAAUUGAACCCGGCAGAGAACAGGAGGCCAUUGCCUUAGACGACACGAUCGACAUCCAUGAUGCCGACCCGCAGGAAAGCGGUACUAGCGAAUCUCCUCAUACUUGUGAUCAAAGAGAUGAGGAUGACGAAAUGAGUGAAGAACCCCAGGAAGGCAUGGAUGCACUGCCAAUCCAGCCCGGCUCUCCGAGAACAUGGACAUCCAGUAGGCUUCGCUGGUCCUUCGAGGAAGAAUCCCGGCUACUUCCUUGGCUGAAGGCUCACGACCAUCUAAGUUGGCCUGACAUAGAGCAAGAGUAUUUCCGCGAGUUUGGCAUUUACCGAAAGGAGCUCGCUCUCAAAACCAAGGCGCGUCGUAUUGAACAGAAUGGCUUGCGUGGUGCAAGAAAGACGAGGACACGCCGGGCCAGGGGGGGAUACGUUGAUGGCCACUUUCCCGUUGCCCCAGAUAGUACAUCUGCAGGCACACGAGAAACACGCCUCCCUUGGCGGUUAACAGCAGCGGAACCCAAUCCGAUGUCGGCUGGCUCCCUAGAAGGGAGCGAUACGCAAUUCCACCAAGGCCUAAGCACUGCUACGGAUAUGGUGCAUGCAAAGGACGGGGAACCAGACCAAGGAAGCUCGAUAACAUCGCUGGUGAAUGGGGACCUCGUUCCAAGUCCGGAGGGGAGGUGGUUCGGAAGCAGCCACCCCCUCUCACUUGGUAGCUUGCUGGCAUAA